UAAUUUAGGCAAAAAAAAAGGGACAACAGAACCCUCUUCUUCUCUAGUAUCUCUCUUUGCCAAUUCUGGAACUCCAUUUUUGAAAAUCCCACUUUUCUCCCUCAAAUCCCCAAAACCCCCAAAUUAUUCGAAACCCUAGGCAUUUCUCUUCUCCCCAUCGCACAUUACACAACACAAUCAUCACUUACACAAACCUCUAUGUAUAUACACACUUGAGGAUUUGAUCUAAGAAGAAGAGUUUUACGAUUUUGCCCCGCCGGAAAAUGGCGUCAACUAAGCUGAUGGCUUCAUCGGCCUCGCGGAAUUCCGAUCGAAGGAAAUCGUCGGCGGCUUCGUCGUCUUCAUCCUCUACGAUGCCGAAUGAUUUGCUGAAUCAGCAGUAUUCUAAUAACGGGAGUAAUAAUAGUAGUAAUUUGGAGGCGACUUCCAUGACGGUUGAUGGAUUUUUACGGAAUGUGUAUGGGGAAGGUCAGGGGACGGAGGCUAAUACUUUGUUGAAUGCGAAUAUUACGUUACUUGAUGCUGCUGGAGCGAUAACGCCGAUCAGUGAUUCCGAGACAGCGACGGUUAGUGGGAUACCUUUGGUUAGGAGGACGGUGGAUGAUGUGUGGAGGGAAAUUGUGGAGGGGAAGAGGGAGCAGAGAAGGGCCGCAGUUGCGGGAUGUAAGGAGGAGGCAGUGGAUGAAAUCAUGACGUUGGAGGAUUUUUUGGUGAAAGCUGGAGCAGUUGAGGAGGAGGCACUGGCUGGGGAGGGGCCAGUGCAAGGUGAGGUGAAGGUUGAACUAGGAACUGAGAGGUUGAGUGGUGGAAUUUUUGCAUUCGAUUCCCCAUACAUGGCCAUGCCGCAGCAGAGCGUGCAAGGAUAUGGAAAUGGAAUAGAUGUGAUUGGAGGUGGAAGAGGGAAGAGGAAAGCCAUUUUGGAACCUUUAGAUAAGGCGGCUCUGCAGAGGCAACGUAGGAUGAUUAAAAACAGAGAAUCAGCUGCCCGGUCUAGAGAACGGAAACAGGCUUAUCAAGUGGAACUUGAGUCAAUAGCAGUUAGAUUAGAGGAGGAGAAUGAACAGCUGUUGAAAGAGAAGGAAGAGCGAACCAGAGCACAUUAUAAACAGUAUGGGCCUGAUUAAUGCGCUAUUAAUGCAUAACUAGCUGGUUCUGGCAAGUUACACUGAAAGAUAAUAGAGAAGGUAAUUCCAGUUGUGGAGAAGCGAAAACCGCCUCGUGUCCUGCGAAGAGUGUGCUCCAUGCAGUGGUAAUAUAUCGUUUUGCCACAGGCAUAGUUUAAAAUUAAUGCCUUCUGAUAUAGAUACAGAAUAAAGGAGCCUAGCCAUGCUGGGGUUAAGUGAUAUAACAUCAGGAUGGAUAAUUUAGCAGAUGGUGAUUUUUUGAGUGAUAGUGCUUCCUUUGUAAAGAGCAGUAUCAUAUAGUAUCGUGACCUGGAAAUCUAUGACAGAAUCUAAUAUUUAUGUAGUGGGGAGGGAGUUCGUUGAAAUCCGAACAAUUAUUUAGUUAGUUGUAGUUAUAGUGUAAAUGCUGCCUGCCUCACUUGUUAGAUUGGAUACAAGCUAGCUUGGGAACGAGUGACUAAUAUUUAGUAUUUUUUUUUUUUGGUCAAUAGCUCGUUUAUAGCAUUUGCUCGCAAGAAUGACAGUGAUAUCAUCUCA
Messenger RNA from Solanum lycopersicum (tomato), 1661 nucleotides. RefSeq names its product G-box-binding factor 4. Gene Ontology annotation, cellular component: nucleus. The record is from RefSeq and is a predicted model, not a curated record. Lineage: Eukaryota; Viridiplantae; Streptophyta; Magnoliopsida; Solanales; Solanaceae. Gene Ontology annotation, molecular function: DNA-binding transcription factor activity. Gene Ontology annotation, biological process: positive regulation of DNA-templated transcription.